AUGGGCCACUCCUCCCAGCGGCAAGUGGAAAUCGAAGAUGUCAUGGGCUCCCACAGGCCACAGCCGGGCUCCCCACCCCCGGCACCCAGCUCUCUACGGCAGGUCCGGGAGGGCUGGGGCUUCGGGGAGCCCUACCCGCCAAACCUGCUGUUGGCCCGGGAGAGCCCCAGAGGCUCCCGGAGACUGCAGCCUCCUGUGCCACACUGUGGAAAAUACCUUUGCAGACGUGGCACCCGAGUGCACACACCGACCGCCACAUGUGCUUUUCUGCCGGGAAUCCCUGGGGUGAACGCAUGUUUUAUGGGCGUUUCCAGGAGCGCGCGUGCACCUCCAGACGGGGAGCUGGCGGGCGGGGGUGGCAGCAGCAGCUCUAGCCUUGGGGGGACAAGCCUCUCUCAGCUACGCCAGGGGAAAAGAGAGUUAAGGACACUCACCCCCACCCACGCACACACACAAGGCAGCGUCGGGUGGGAGAGAGAAGGCCGUUUCUCCUUCUGUAGCCUGGGUCUCCCACGGGCCUUCCCCGCUGCUGAGCGAGACACCAGUAGCCAGGUGAAGGGCCACAGCGGGCCAGGCCCCGACCCUGUUGUGACCCACCUGGGCACCUUCCCGGACCAGCUCCGCCUCCCCUGCCCUCCUCUCUCCAGGAAGGAGCCAGAACCCUCACCCCUCUCCCACCCUCCCCAGGGGUAA
This is a messenger RNA of Homo sapiens (human), 693 nucleotides long. RefSeq lists its product as uncharacterized. Lineage: Eukaryota; Metazoa; Chordata; Mammalia; Primates; Hominidae. The record is from RefSeq and is a predicted model, not a curated record. The transcript is spliced from 3 exons. Bases 1 to 693 code for a protein of 230 amino acids.